This is a messenger RNA of Lactuca sativa (garden lettuce), 834 nucleotides long. RefSeq lists its product as uncharacterized. The record is from RefSeq and is a predicted model, not a curated record. Lineage: Eukaryota; Viridiplantae; Streptophyta; Magnoliopsida; Asterales; Asteraceae. Gene Ontology annotation, molecular function: zinc ion binding.
AUGUGUGAUGCAGUUGAAAAUGGAUUAUCUGAAAGCUUCAACAAUGUCAUUAGAGAUGCAAGGAAAAAACCAAUAAUCACAAUGUUAGAAGAAAUUAGGUUGUAUGUUAUGGAGAAGCAAUUCAAUCUCACCAUCAAAGGUUGUUCAUGGCCUGAUUAUAAACCAUUCCCAGCCUUUACAAUCCUAUUGAAUCAGUUGAAAAAAGUUCAAAGGUAUUGGCAGGUUUUACCUAUUGGUUUAAACCAGUUUGAAACAAGGAAUUUGGAAGAGUCUUACAUUGUGGAUGUAGAUAGGAAAACUUGUUCAUGUAGAGUGUGGCAACUAAAUGGGUAUGGAUGUGUGCAUUCAGUUGCAACAAUCUCAUACCUUAACAGUGAUGUUGGUAAUUAUGUGGAUCCAAUGUACUAUGGAGCAAUUUAUAAGAACACCUACAAGUAUCCUAUGCGUGGGAUGAAUGGUAGCAACAUGUGGCCACCUACUGAAUUCAUUCCACCUUUGCCACCAUUGAAAAGAAAAAUGCCAGGUAGACCUAAAGUCAAUAGAAGAAAGGAUUCAAGUGAAAGGGGUGCUAGACAUACUGUGUCAAAGGUUAGGAAAAAGAUUAUGUGUAGUGUAUGCAAACAAGCAGGACAUAACAAGGUUACAUGUUCUAAAUAUGAAAAGCCACCAAAACUAAAUGUAAGGAAAAGGAAGAGAUCAAAUGUUAUUGAUGGGGAGGGAAGCAAUGCUAAGAAGGCAAAAGGUAUAACAGAUGAGGAAGGAGGGAGGGGUAAUAAGGGCAUUAAUGGGAAAGUUGGGGAAGGAAGCAGUGGUAAGAAGGAAAUGAUGUUAUAG